This is a messenger RNA of Aedes albopictus (Asian tiger mosquito), 1942 nucleotides long. RefSeq lists its product as uncharacterized. The record is from RefSeq and is a predicted model, not a curated record. The transcript is spliced from 2 exons. NCBI's taxonomy places the organism in Eukaryota, Metazoa, Arthropoda, Insecta, Diptera, Culicidae. The coding region runs from base 533 to 1204 and encodes 223 amino acids.
CCGUGGCACGAUGAGCGUAGCCCUUCUCUUCGUACUCUCGGAUUUGUUGAACCACAGUCGCCUUCAACAGGGGUUCUCGGGACAUUCUUCGUUCCAGGCAUUCCAAACGCCGAAGAGCCAUGGAAUAGCUUUCCGGAAAUUCAAAAUGGUCAAAUCUCCAAAGCAGCCCGGUUUCAAACCUAUCGGGCAAACGCACAGUGGUCUCGUGUAGUAUCUUCCUUGCUCGCACCGUUUCAGCUGACUCCAGUUGUACUGCUGGCUUGGUACCUGUAUCUUCUUGUUCGAAGUACUGCUUGACGACGUCGUGUAGGUCCAUCUCGAAGUUGCGCAUAGCCUAAGUACGGAGAGUUGCAUCACCUGUUUUCGUCGUUUCAUCGCUCGUCGAGGAGCCCCCUUGGAAGUUUACAGCGAUAAUGGCACCAACUUUCAAGGUGCCGAGAAACUUCUUCGAGAGCAAAUAAACAACGGGUUAGCAGAGUCUUUCACGAACUCCAAUACCAAGUGGUUCUUCAAUCCUCCCUCAGCCCCGCACAUGGGUGGAGCUUGGGAGAGGAUGGUGCGCUCUGUAAAAGCCGCUAUAGAAAACAUCGACACCGGGCGGAAACUAAACGACGAAGGACUUCUGACGCUACUGACAGAAGCGGAGGGUAUCGUCAACUCCAGACCGUUAACCUAUUUGCCACUGGACUCGGAAGAACAAGAAGCUUUGACGCCGAACCACUUCUUACUUGGAAGCACAACUGGUGUCAAACAACCACCUGCGGUUUCCACCGAUCAACGAGAUGCAGUUUCCAACAACUGGAAGCAGAUUCGUCAUCAGCUGGACAUUUUUUGGAACCGCUGGCUAAGAGAGUACUUGCCGACCAUCUGCCGGCGCACAAAGUGGUUCAGCGAUACCAAACCAAUCGAGGUGGGAGACUUAGUACUCGUAGCGGAAGGUACUAAACGAAACAGCUGGACACGCGGGCGAGUGACGGAAAUACAGCCAGGUCCCGACGGACGUGUACGACGGGCCACAGUACAAACAUGUUCGGGUUUCAUGAGAAGGCCAGUUUGUAAGUUGGCCCUGCUUGAUGUUCAAGAAUCUUGUAAAACAGCUCCGAACACGCAGUCUUACGGGGGCGGGAAUGUUCCUAAGCUAACUGGCAACGCUGAAGGUCUCAUACUUCGGCCCUGCGAGAACCACUCACACCAACCGACGUGACAAUGCGAUACCUGCAGUUUCUAUAGCAUCGCAAGAUCAAAACAAAACCGAUAACGAAACCUCAGAUGAAUGCGAGCCCUGAAAGCAUGGUGAAGUGAAUGUGCAUUAUAAUUACUAUUUAGAUAUCGAAAAACCGUGAAUUUCUACAUUAUAUACCCAUUAUCCCAUCCCUUAUCUAAGUGAAUUUCGAGCGAUAGUGAAGUGUAAGCCCGUUUAUUGUCUAAGUAAUUAUAAAAUUAAUUAUCUAAUGUUGACCCUCACUAGGUGAAUCAUCACAAUCGAUUCAUGCGAAAGGAAAUUAUAAAAGAGUAAUUUACCUAAAUUAGUUGUCUAUAACGAGUGAGUUUGGUCAGAUUAUUCCGUAAAUAUGUAUAAGAUUGCUAAAUUGAUUUGUAAUUCCAGUAACUACUACUUUCCAAGACGGAAUUGAGCCUACACUGAACCUAACCUAAAUUCUAUAAGCCUACACCAAAUUCUUGAGCUGAUCUGGAACUAAGCGUUUCAACUGCUAAAAGAAGUGUGGCUACCUGUAGUUUUUAACAAAAACAUAUAGUUGUUUUUGAUCCCCGAAAAGACUGAAACGCCACAAAAAUACCCAACAAGUAACGUUGUUCAAUUAAUAAAAAGCAGUCAGUUUUUGUCCAAAAUGUCACGUCGAACGCAUUGACAUCAACAAUGCGUUUAAGUGUUCGCACGUUAGCUUCGAAUCUAUCAGCACAAUUAAGUGCUGUAAAUCUU